Molecule: messenger RNA, 741 nt
Organism: Lampris incognitus (smalleye Pacific opah)
Lineage: Eukaryota; Metazoa; Chordata; Actinopteri; Lampriformes; Lampridae
Exons: 5
Coding region: 1-741 (246 amino acids)
Source: RefSeq, a predicted model, not a curated record
AUGAAACACAAGAUAAAUCUUGCAAACCCGUUGAAAUGUUUUUUCCCCCUUCACAAAUUAAACAAUGUGACACCAAAGGUACCAAAGCAACACGUGCCACCUGAAGGUCACAGGAGAUGCACCAGCACUUAUUAUCAACCCCGUCCCAUACACAAUGGAGACAAGCAUAGUGUAACAAACAAUGACUACCAUUCUCCAACAACAAAACCAAGAAUGGUAUCCAAGUCAGUGUACAAAGGUAAGCAUUGUUUUACAAACUGUGCAAUGUGCACAUCUUUUUCAAAAAUAAAAAAUGGGAUUUCCCAGCAUGGAUUGCAGACAAGAGAAAACUUCAAACUGGUCCCACAGACACAGGAACACAUUCCUUUUGAUGGGACAACUACCUACAGGUUGCAAUAUAUCCCGUAUCCAGUGCAGCCCAGGAAACCAAGCCAUCAGGACUAUAAGGGUCUAAGAACCCUGCCUCAAAGUCUUUGCCCCAAGUUGGCCCGGCCACCUGUCCAAGCCUUGGUAAAAAGCAAGGAGCCCCUACAGGCGAGAGCCACUACAAAAGUGGACUACAAGGCUUGGGACACAGUGCGUUGCCCCCAUUUGGUCCAAAAACAAAUGCUUGAGAGACCCAAGGGGACUUUUGAGAAAACCACCACUUCAAGAUUGGCAUACAUGUCCAAGACUGCCCAACGAGUAGUCAGCUGCAAACCUAUGCACAAGCCUUUGAACCCCAGGUGUAUGCUGGGUUGA